Messenger RNA from Mizuhopecten yessoensis (Yesso scallop), 9584 nucleotides. Its product is annotated as cytoskeleton-associated protein 5-like. Lineage: Eukaryota; Metazoa; Mollusca; Bivalvia; Pectinida; Pectinidae. Gene Ontology annotation, molecular function: microtubule plus end polymerase activity; microtubule plus-end binding. The record is from RefSeq and is a predicted model, not a curated record. Gene Ontology annotation, cellular component: microtubule plus-end; centrosome; kinetochore. The coding region runs from base 183 to 6113 and encodes 1976 amino acids. Gene Ontology annotation, biological process: microtubule polymerization; establishment or maintenance of microtubule cytoskeleton polarity; centrosome duplication. The transcript has 46 exons.
AUGGCGCUACCGGAAGUAAAGUGUAUCCAAUCCCUGACAGCCGAUUUUCAAAUUUUGUGACUGCUGAAGAUAACCCUCUGAGGGUAAUAUCAUUCUAAGAAGGACAAGUGACAAUACUUUUACAUAUGUCCAAUCACAUGACUUUGAAAUUGCUGUAAAUAAAAGCAAAAAUAAGCAGAAAAAUGGGAGAUGAUUCAGAAUGGAUGAAACUCCCAACAGAGGAGAAAUGCACUCAUAAGGUUUGGAGAGCAAGAUUGACCGGCUAUGAAGAGGUGACCAAGCUCUUCAGAAGUAUCACAGAUGAAAAGAGUUCUGAAUUUUCAAAAUAUGCUGGCUUGAUGAAAAAGUUUGUGAUAGAUAGCAAUGCAGUAGCUCAAGAGAAAGCAUUGGAUGCAGUCCUGGUUUUUAUUGAAAAUGCUGCCGUUGCUAAUAAAACGGCUGGGGAGGUUGUGUCAGCAGUAGUUGCCAAGUGUCUCAAUGCCAGCAAACAGAAGACUAGGGAAAAGGGCAUAGAAAUCAUCAUGUUGUACAUAGAGAUUGAGAAACAAGAUGUUGUCCAGGAAUGCUUAAUACAAGGACUGGAGAACAAACAGCCCAAGAUAGUGGUUGGUUGUAUACAGUGUCUCACUAUGGCCCUCAGGGACUUCAGCAAUAAGGUGAUGCCCAUCAAACCACUGAUGAAGUUUUUGCCCAAACUUCUGGAAGACCGAGACAAAAAUGUUCGAGAGGAAACAAAAUUGUUGGUGAUAGAGAUACAUCGCUGGAUAGGCCCAGCACUCAAACCUAUGAUGAACAACUUUAAACCUGUACAGGUGACAGAGUUGGAAGCAGAGUUUGAGAGGCAGCCAAAAGAGAAACCUCAUCAGCAAAGGUUCAUGAGAUCCCAGCAGGAUCUCAAAGCAAAGAUGGAAGAGCAGGCUGCUGCGGGUGGGGGUGAUGGUGAAGAAGACGAUGGAGAUGAAGGAGAAGAUGCUGUUGAUGCCUACGAAAUGAUGCCAGAAGUUGACAUAUUAUCUCAACUACCCAAAGAUUACUAUGACAAAGUGGAAGCCAAAAAGUGGCAGGACAGAAGAGAAGUUCUUGAAGCUCUCCAGAAGCUCACAGAAAAUCCUCGCUUAAGUAAUGGAGAUUAUGGGUAUUUGGUGAAGACUUUGAUCAAGGUGGUUGGUAAAGAUUCAAAUGUAAUGCUGGUCUCCCUCGGUGCCAAAUGUAUGGCAGGAAUCGCUAAAGGUCUCCGCAAGAAGUAUGCCCCCUAUGCUUCAAAUACUAUACAAGUUAUCCUAGAGAAAUUUAAGGAGAAGAAGCAGAUGGUGGUAGUACAACUUCGUGACGCGGCUGAUGCAGCCUAUAUGAGUACAACAUUAGAUGCUAUUUCUGAAGAUAUGGCAGCAGCCCUAGAUAACAAGAACCCCUCCAUUAAAGCAGAGACUGCCUAUUUACUUGCCAGAUGUUUUGCUAAGUCAACUCUCAGCACCCUGCCAAAGAAACUAUUGAAGCAGUUCUGUACUUGCCUGCUGAAGACGGCGAAUGACACUACCCCAGAAGUGCGUGAGCGGUCGUAUGAAGCCCUGGGGAUGGCUAUGAAGGUUGUGUCAGAGAAACACAUAGCACCUUUCCUCGUUGAUUUUGAUCCCAUCAAAAUGCAAAAGAUCCAGGAGAGUUGUCAGGCGGCUGUCCUCCUCAAUAUAUAUGGGGAGCCGCGUGGUGGGGCUGGAGCUGCAGCACCUAAACCAAAGAAGGAAGAACCUAAACCAGUCCAGAGACCCAGCACUGCACCAGCUAAAUCUGGCCAGUCUAAACCAGCAGGUGCUAAAGGAGGGCCACCUAAAAAGAAAGCUCCUGCUAAAGCUACCAAAGGCAAGGACAAAAAGGGAGGAGCUGCUGAGGGAGGCAACGAGUUCACAGAGAACGCCCUGUCGGACGAGGCUGUAGAGGAGAAAGCCACUGCAGUACUGUCUGCCGAGACCGUGGCCCAGUUGUCAAGCUCCAACUGGAAGGAGAGAUUAGCCAGCAUGGAGAAAAUGUCCACGACAUUAAAAGGUCUGAGUAAAGACGAUAUACCUUGUCAGGCCUUGCUACGCACUGUGUGUAAGAAACCAGGACUCAAGGAUACCAACUUCCAGGUUUUGAAGAUACGUGUGGAGACAGUUGGCCAUCUAGCAAAAAAUACCAAAUUUUCACGGAUAUCUGCGGAGUAUUGCCUGGCAGAUCUGGUGGACAAAAUCGGUGAUGUGAAGAAUGGGGCUGCAGUAAAGGAAACACUGAGCUGUAUAGCCGAGGCAGUGUCCCUGGACUAUGUAGGCAGGGAGGUGAUGAAACUCUCAUCCGAGCAGAAAAAUCCUAAGAACAGUUCAGAGUGUAUGAAUUGGCUGGGGAAUGCCAUCAAAGAGUUUGGUUUCAAAAUCAAUGCCAAAGCUUUGGUAGCCCUGAUCAAGAAAGCCUUUGGAGCUACAAACCCUGCUAUUAGAACAUCAGCCAUAAACUUGGUGCCUGUCUUGUACCUGUACAUGGGUCCAACUGCCCGGGUGUUUUUUGAAGACGAGAAAGCAGCGCUUCUUCAACAGAUUGAUGCUGAGAUCGAAAAGGUGAAGGGAGAGAAAGCCCCAGCUCCUACUAGGGGACCUGUCAUACCUACAGGGGGUGAUGAGGAGGAUGAUGAUGAUGAGGAAGGUGGUGAAACAGAGGAAAGUAAUUCAACUGACCUCAUACCAAGGAAUGAUGUAGGGGAAAAGUUUACACCAGAACUGAUGGCAGAGAUGGCUGAUAAGAACUGGAAGAUUAGGAAGGAGUCUCUGGAGAAAGUUGCUGCCAUAUUAAAUGAAGCCAAAUUUAUCACGGCCAACCUGGGUCCCCUUCCCGAGUCAAUCAAGCUCCGCCUUGGAGACUCCAACAAAAUACUGGUGAACAUGACAAUUGCAAUUUGUUCAACAUUAGCCACCAACAUGGGACCUCACUGCAAACAUCAUAUCCGAGUCAUAGGGCCUGCUCUUAUUGGCUGUUUUGGAGACAGUAAGCCUGCACUGAGGGCGGCGGCAGUGGGAGCACUCAACGCCUGGGUGGACCAGUGUAACUUAGUGCCCUUGGUGGAAGUUGAGGCUAUCCUAGAUGCAUUGAGACUGGAGAACCCCAACCUCAGGCAGGAGCUGCUGGGUUGGCUAUCAGAAAAGCUACCAAACCACAAACAACUACCACCGGACUUCAAACAAUGUGUGCCGCUGCUAUUAAACUGCCUUGAGGAUAGGAAUUCUGACAUAAGGAAGAAAGCACAGGAAGCACUUGUACCUUUUAUGAUCCAUGUUGGUUACGAAAGCUUGUUUAAGGCAGCAGCAAAAAUGAAGCCUGGAUCUAAGGACACGAUUCUUGCAUUGCUUGAGAAAGCAAGAGGAAACCUCCCAGCCAAACCACAGAAAGCUAAGAAAGCUGCAGCACCAGUGAAGGCCAGUACUCCAGAGAGUUAUGACGAACCUGAACCCAGCAAGCCAAGCCGACCGCUCUCCACUGCUUCACAGGAUAGUGUUGACAGCAAGCCUGCAAGCAAGACUGUCCGCGGCAAGGCAAAGGGUGCUCCAGCACCAAGUAAAAAAAAGAAGGAAGAUGAGGACCUAGGGCCUCCUAUGAACACUACAGUACCCAAAGAGCAGCGCUUCAAGGAUGAGAAGACCAUGAAGGUUUUAAAAUGGAACUUCAUUGAAGUGCGUGGAGAAUAUAUAGAACAGUUGCGGACACAAAUGGAAAAGAAUUUCAGCAAAAGCAUGAUAGAUUUACUCUUCCACACAGACUUCAAAUGUCACACCAAGGCUAUAGAGAUUCUUAUCAAGUGUCUGGACACACAGCAUGACGCGACAAUGGUGAAUCUGGAUAUUAUCCUGAAGUGGUUUACUAUUCGCUUCUUCGACACAAACCCUAGCAUGCUGAACAAGGCACUAGAGUACCUGCGCCUACUCUUCACCAUGUUGGUGGAGGAAGACUACCACCUGGCUGAGUACGAGGCAACCUCCUUCAUACCUUAUCUCAUCAUCAAAGUGGGAGACUCUAAGGAUGGAGUGAGGCGAGAUGUGCGUGUUCUUUUCAAACUACUCCACAAAGUCUACCCAGCCAGCAAAACCUUCAGCUACCUAAUAGAUGGUCUGAAAUCCAAAAACUCCAAGCAGCGCAUGGAGUGCCUGGAGGAGUUAUCAAGUCUGAUUGAGGCAUACGGCAUCACAAUUUGUCAGCCAACACCUGGACAAGCACUCAAAACCAUCAGCGGUCAGAUUGGUAACCGUGACAAUGGUGUGAGGAAUGCCGCCCUUAAUGCAACAGUGGUAGCCCACACCAUACUUGGGGACAGUCUAUACAAGUACACGGGAGUGCUCAAUGACAAAGACCAGGACCUACUGGAUGAGAGGAUAAAGAGGUCGCUGAAAAAUAGAUCUGCUCAGCCCCAAAAGGCUCCGGAGGAAUCUCGCCCUAAAACUGCCCCUCAGCAACCUCAACGAUCUGCUUCCCAAGCCACAAUACAGAGACCAGGUACUGGCAUUCCCAAGUCUGCCUCGUCCAACUCAGUCAAGAAAUUUGCUAUUGAGAUUGAAGAUGACCAGACAUCACAGCUAGAGUUCCCCAAGCUAUUGCAGUAUGACUUGGAGGAGCUUUUCCAACCGGUCAAACUGCCCCCAACUAUCACCCGUAACAGACCUCCUUCUCCGUCUCUGAGGAUGGCCAAAUCUACUGAUGCUGCCACAACAAUCAGCAUGGUAAUCUCUCAGAUCACCAGUGCAGACAUCACCUUGUGUAUCCAGGCACUUGCCCAGAUAGAUGAGGUGCUAAAGGAGGAGGGUCGAGCUGAGGUGAUGGUUAACCACGUUGACCAGCUGCUCCUGUCUAUGUCUAUGCAGCUCAAGAUGGUGUACUCUACACACAUGGGAAGCAAGUCAACACCCAAAGACAAUGUCAUACGUCUCUACAGGUGUCUGUUGGGGACCCUCCUCGCAUUGUUCCAAAAGCCAAGUCUGUCUUCCAAGGCCUCCAAGGACGUUCUGAAGGAUCUGAUAAAUAACCUGGUCACCAUCCUCCUAGACAAUCGACUAGUUGAGUUAGAGGAGGGUGCACAGGUUGUGCGGUCAGUUAACGUCAUGGUAGUGAAGAUUGUGGAGAAGGCAGACCAAACCUCCAUUAUGAGUGCCUUGAUCAGACUGCUACAGGACUGUGUUGCCAGUGAGAUAUGUUCUGGGAAAUUUCUGGAAUUAAUCAUGAAGUGUUUGUGGAAGAUCGUACGGAUGUUACCUGAGAUCAUCAAUGACAUCAACUUAGACAGUAUCUUACUGGAUAUACAUGUAUUCAUGACUGCUUUUCCUGGCUCUACGUGGAAGUCACGGCCCAACGACUUACCAAUACGGACAAUGAGAACGAUCCUUCAUUCCAUUAGUAAACUGCAGGGAGCUGCCAUUCUAAACCACAUGACGAUGAUUGAUGGUAAUUCAGAAGUGCGAUCCUACCUCAACAAAAUCCUGAAGGUCACAGGAGCUCAAAAUGGAGGCAUGGAGGAGGAGGAUUCAAGGGCUCAGAGAGGGAGUGCCCAGAAAGCGAAGAGACUGACCAAGAGUACACACGACAUGUUAGCGGUUAUCUUCAAAAAGAUCGGCUCAAAGGAGAACACCAAAGAGGGCCUGAAUGAUCUGUAUGACUUUAAAAAGAAAUACCCAGAUGCUGACCUGGAACCAUUUCUCAAGAAAUCCUCCCAGUUCUUCCAGAUGUAUAUAGAAAGAGGACUGAACAGUAUAGAACAGGAGAGGGAGGGGAAACACCCAACAUCUGAUACAGGGUAUACAAAGUCAGAUAUCCAGGUAAUUAGUAAUCCUUCUACCAGUGAAUCAACAGAGGAGCCCAAUGUUUACCUACAGAGACUACGGGUACUACGUGCCAGGUGUGGCCUGUACAAUAUUGAGGAGCCAAACAACACAAACCCUUCCAAACCUGAGCCUGAAGUUGAGGCCAUUCCCUCACAAGAUACAGAUACAGACAUGACAGGUGAUGCUGCACCCACAUCAGAUGAUCCACCAUCUUCCAUGACCUCUGCAGACAUCUGCGAACUCAAAAUGAGGCUUGAACGUAUCAAGCGAUUAGCCAACAGCUGAGUUAACAGUGGUAUCUAUGUUACAACUUUACAGCAACUGCCCAGUGUUGCCAAAUGCUUUGAAUUCCAAAGAGGGCAUCUCCACAAGGAGAAGUAACUCUUAUGAUAAAUUAGUGGGAACCAAGGAUGAAGAAUUGCAACAAGGGACAGAUAACUCUACACCAAGUGCAGGUACUUGGUUCUUGAAGACUAAAAUGCUGCCCUCAAUGUGAUAAGUGACUUAUGCAUCAAUGUUGUUAUUGAUAAACUGACUUUAAUUUAUGGAAAAGUUUGAUUUUUUUUUCUAUUUUUGUCUCGCUUUACUCCAGCUUGUGUAAGGCAACUGAAAUGCCUGUUGCCAGUGUUGGACACAGUUAACCAUGUCUGUACAGGUGAUAAUACACUUGUUUACAUUUAAAGGUGUCUAGAAAUGAACUAGACACUAGCAUUCUAUGUCUGCACAGGUGAUGUUGAAAUCUGUAUAUACAAACUAUAUAGGUAACAUGUCCAUAUGUUUACAUUUUAUGAAAUGAAAUGUACAAAUACUGUCCUUUUACAUGUACUUAUGAUGUAUUCAACUGCGAUGUUGUAUAUAAAAACACUGCCCAUGUAAUGAAAGCAGUUGCACUUCAAUUUUAACUGCAACUUUUCAAUAUACUGUAAGCUUGUUCUAUCUUGAUGUGAAAGGCUGUUUUUAGCUCUCACCUGGCCCUUGUGUGCUUGUUAACUUAUUGGAUACCGUCUGUACUGCUUCUGCGUGUCACAAUACUUUCGCCCCAGCAACUAUUAUACAACCGGAGUUCACAUGUUCUUGCUAUAACAGGUGGAAUUUGUUGGGGAAGACACUUUGUUCAAUAUGACCGUGGUUACCUCUCCAUGGCUAUUUUUUCACAACAUCAGUUUAUUGUUAAUGAUUUAAUUGUCACAACAAAAUUCAAAACAUAAUGAUUAUUCAUCUGGGUUGGCCAGUAUACAGUUCCCGAGUGAUAUGUAAAACUUUGAUCGACGAUUCCUAUGGUUCUCUUCAGUUGGACUAGUCCCAGACUAGUCAGGUGUCACUGGGAGGCUCUGGAGAAUUACGGUAUUCUAGACAUUAAUCACACAACUUUGACAGAUGUUUUGUAACCUCCAUUUGCUAGUUUGUGUGCAUAAAGUUUCAGUGUCAUUGAAGUCCCAAGAUAAGGCAUUCAUUCAGUGUAGCUUCAGUGUCAUUGAAGUCCCAAGAUAAAGCAUUCAUUCAGUGUAGCUUAUGCAGUCCAUAAAUAAGGGAGUCGUGAGGGAGGUUAUACGAUGUGGGGCCCCAGUGUUUGACCCAGGAGUAAAGUUUUUCCUUUCGUUUUUGCCACUGGUCUACAGAUUAAUGUUUUUGUUUAAUAAUUUUAAUAAUAACUUGAAAUGUCACUGGUGAUGGUAAUUUUAUGGUGAAGCCCUAGUUCAAUUAUGAUGACAUAUUUGGAUAAAUGGAUUUGCCUCCAGAAGAAAGUGACUGAGCUACCACAUGCAUUUCUGAUGAAUUCAGUCAAAGGAUUCUUGUAGUUGUGUGCAGUGUAUCAUGUAUGCACCAUACUAAUAUUUAAUGCAUCAUUUGUAUGCAAACUUUUUCACUGCAAUACAUAAUCCAUGAAACCGAAGUAAAUUGUGGUAGAACACAGCUUAACUGGAGCACUGCAUUUGUAAUACGCUGAGGGCCCUAAAUGGGGCAAGGUAUGAUACACCUAGGUCCUAACUAAGGAAAUGAAUUGUACACUGGGGUCCCUAAUUAGGGGAGCGCUGGUAAAGUGACUUGUAACAAUGUAUGGUACACCUAGGUCCCUAACUAAGGAAAUGAAUUGUACACAGGGGUCCCAAAUUAGGGGAGCGCUGGUAAAGUGACUUGUAACAAGUUUGCAAGGUGUAUCUAGUGUUGUUGAUACUAUUGACUUAACCAAGAUGGUGCUUAAGGCGGAGAUAAACACCUGAGUAUUUAAAGUGCUGCCAUCAAACAGGUAAACAACUGUAAUGGUCCUCUUAUUUUAGCUUUCAAAUAACAGGUUUGGAGGAUCAUUCUGUUGUGAUAAUCUUAAGUGCUACUGUUUGAUAUGUAAGACUUAGGCUGAUGUAUCCAGUGGAAAGGCGGAGGUAGCACAGAAAUAAUUUAUACUGUGAUAUAUGGAUACAAUUGGACCAGGAGUGGGCCUGUGUUGUUGGCAGAGCUCCACAUGUACUGAAAUAUAUUCGAGGGGUCAGCCUCUGUGCUGAUCUGGGUUUGUUAUUUUAUGUUAGGUUCCACCAGCAGUCAGACAAUCAUACCUAUAAAUUCUUGGUAUUUAGUUUGUCGUUUUCGCAGGAUUGUGGAUGAACCAGAGUCAUGUGACACCUACCGGGUGAUGUGCAGGUGAACCAUAAUUAGUUUGUGUAACAAGUAUGUCCAUCACCAUCAGACAUUCAAAACGUCAAGCCUGGUUAAGUAGCUAUUUCAUUGGCUAAUAUAUACGCACACAUGAUCAUGUUAUCACUUCCAACAUAAAAGAACAUAUUAAUCAAUUUUAAACACUGUGGCUUCCUACACUGCAAAUAUCAUGAUAGUAAUUUCUGUUACCUAAUUUUGUGUAUGGUAAAUGUAUGCCAUAGCUAUGUACAUGCAAUAUUACCAUAAGCCUUUGUAACCAUUUUGUUUGAAAAUAUUCUUUGAUAUUAUACACUGUACUAAUGUUCAAAUGUAAUUACAGAAUGCUACUUAUCCUCGGGAUGUUGUCCUCGGUCCAGUUGUAUGGGCAUUACUUAAUCCUGUAUCUCCACCCUAUAGAUAUCGUGAAGUGUUGUACAGGCAUUUUAACCCUGUCUCCAUGCUUGCUUUGUAAUCUAUUAUGUCCACAAUGUUAUGUCAUGUUUAUCAGCAUUAUAGUAAUGAUUUAUUUUCUGGUGAACUUUCUACUUAUUUCCUUCUGUGUCUUCAAUCUUUCCUUUCCAUCAAGCUUUUCCUGUAGAACGAAAUGCUGAUGAAAUGUAAAAAAGUCAGAAAAAGGUGACCAGCAUGGCUUCUGUUAAAGUUUAUGUCUUAUGUCAUAUUAUUGUACCGUUUAACAUGUCUGUAAGUCGACAAACGGGAAGAGUACCAAGUGUAUUGGUAACAUUGCCCCAGGGCUCUGGAAGUAAAGAGAUGGGUAUCCGAUGAAUUGGUAACAUGACCCUGAAAAUAUAGAUAUGGUUAAAAAUUGCAUUUAUACACUUAUUAAAGUCAUCAAAGAUAACUUCCUUGUUCAAAAGCAUAAAAAUAACAGUAAAAAUGUCCUCAUCAUGCAAAGAGAAUUCAACCUUAACAGGAGGAAAUGGAAACCUUUAUUAGAAUUUUAGUUGAUAUUAUCGGCAAGACUUUGACAUAGCCUUAUUAGCUCGUUGCAUUGGCUAUUUCAUAAGUGAUGCACAUGAAACAAUAUCUCCCAAAUCCUCCCCCCCCCUUUCUCUCUCUCUCUCUCUCUCUCUCUCUCUCUCUCUCUCUCUCUCUCUCUCUCUC